GGUGUUUCGGUUUCGUUCAGGUUUCGCUCAGGUUUCGCUCAGGUUUCGGUUUCGCUCAGGUUUCGGUUUCGUUCAGGUUUCGCUCAGGUUUCGGUUUCGUUCAGGUUUCGCUCAGGUUUCGCUCAGGUUUCGGUUUCGCUCAGGUUUCGGUUUCGUUCAGGUUUCGCUCAGGUUUCGGUUUCGUUCAGGUUUCGCUCAGGUUUCGCUCAGGUUUCGGUUUCGUUCAGGUUUCGCUCAGGUUUCGCUCAGGUUUCGCUCAGGUUUCGCUCAGGUUUCGCUCAGGUUUCGGUUUCGCUCAGGUUUCGGUUUCGUUCAGGUUUCGCUCAGGUUUCGCUCAGGUUUCGCUCAGGUUUCGCUCAGGUUUCGCUCAGGUUUCGGUUUCGCUCAGGUUCGGUUUCGUUCAGGUUUCGCUCAGGUUUCGCUCAGGUUUCGGUUUCGCUCAGGUUUCGGUUUCGUUCAGGUUUCGCUCAGGUUUCGCUCAGGUUUCGGUUUCGCUCAGGUUUCGGUUUCGCUCAGGUUUCGCUCAGGUUUCGCUCAGGUUUCGCUCAGGUUUCGCUCAGGUUUCGGUUUCGCUCAGGUUUCGGUUUCGUUCAGGUUUCGCUCAGGUUUCGCUCAGGUUUCGGUUUCGCUCAGGUUUCGGUUUCGUUCAGGUUUCGCUCAGGUUUCGCUCAGGUUUCGGUUUCGCUCAGGUUUCGGUUUCGUUCAGGUUUCGCUCAGGUUUCGCUCAGGUUUCGGUUUCGCUCAGGUUCGGUUUCGUUCAGGUUUCGCUCAGGUUUCGGUUUCGUUCAGGUUUCGCUCAGGUUUCGCUCAGGUUUCGCUCAGGUUUCGCUCAGGUUUCGGUUUCGCUCAGGUUUCGGUUUCGUUCAGGUUUCGUUCAGGUUUCGCUCAGUUUCGCUCAGGUUUCGCUCAGGUUUCGCUCAGGUUUCGGUUUCGCUCAGGUUUCGGUUUCGUUCAGGUUUCGCUCAGGUUUCGCUCAGGUUUCGCUCAGUUUCGGUUUCGCUCAGGUUUCGGUUUCGUUCAGGUUUCGCUCAGGUUUCGCUCAGGUUUCGGUUUCGCUCAGGUUUCGGUUUCGUUCAGGUUUCGCUCAGGUUUCGCUCAGGUUUCGGUUUCGCUCAGGUUUCGGUUUCGUUCAGGUUUCGCUCAGGUUUCGGUUUCGUUCAGGUUUCGCUCAGGUUUCGCUCAGGUUUCGGUUUCGCUCAGGUUUCGGUUUCGUUCAGGUUUCGCUCAGGUUUCGCUCAGGUUUCGGUUUCGCUCAGGUUCGGUUUCGCUCAGGUUUCGCUCAGGUUUCGCUCAGGUUUCGCUCAGGUUUCGCUCAGGUUUCGGUUUCGCUCAGGUUUCGGUUUCGUUCAGGUUUCGCUCAGGUUUCGCUCAGGUUUCGGUUUUCCUCAGGUUCGGUUUCGUUCGGUUUCGCUAGGUUUUCGUUUCGUCAGUUUUCGCUCAGUUUCGCUCGGUUUCGGUUUCGCUCAGGUUUCGGUUUCGUUCAGGUUUCGCUCAGGUUUCGCCAGGUUUCGGUUUUCGCUCAGGUUUCGGUUUCGCUCAGGUUUCGCUCAGGUUUCGCUCAGGUUUCGCUCAGGUUUCGCUCAGGUUUCGGUUUCGCUCAGGUUUCGGUUUCGUUCAGGUUUCGCUCAGUUCGCUCAGGUUUCGGUUUCGCUCAGGUUUCGGUUUCGUUCAUGUUUCGCUCAGGUUUCGCUCAGGUUUCGUUUCGCUCAGGUUUCGGUUUCGUUCAGGUUUCGCUCAGGUUCGCUCAGGUUUCGGUUUCGCUCAGGUUUCGGUUUCGUUCAGGUUUCGCUCAGGUUUCGGUUUCGUUCAGGUUUCGCUCAGGUUUCGCUCAGGUUUCGCUCAGGUUUCGCUCAGGUUUCGGUUUCGCUCAGGUUCGGUUCGUUCAGGUUUCGUUCAGGUUUCGCUCAGGUUUCGCUCGGUUUCGCUCAGGUUCGCUCAGGUUCGGUUUCGCUCAGGUUUCGGGUUUCGUUCAGGUUUCGCUCAGGUUUCGCUCAGGUUUCGCUCAGGUUCGGUUUCGCUCAGGUUUCGGUUUCGUUCAGGUUUCGCUCAGGUUUCGCUCAGGUUUCGGUUUCGCUCAGGUUUCGGUUUCGUUCAGGUUUCGCUCAGGUUUCGGUUUCAGGGUCCUCAGGUUUCGCUCAGUUUCGCUCAGGUUUCGGUUUCGUUCAGGUUUCGCUCAGGUUUCGCUCAGGUUUCGCUCAGGUUUCGGUUUCGCUCAGGUUUCGGUUCGUUCAGGUUUCGCUCAGGUUUCGCUCAGUUUCGCUCAGGUUCGCUCAGGUUUCGGUUUCGCUCAGGUUUCGGUUUCGUUCAGGUUUCGCUCAGGUUUCGGUUUCGUUCAGGUUUCGGUUCGUCAGGUUUCGCUCAGGUUUCGCUCAGGUUUCGCUCAGGUUUCGGUUUCGCUCAGUUUCGUUUCGCCAGGUUUCGCUCAUUUCGGUUUCGUCCGGUUUCGUCAGGUUUCGCUCAGUUUCGCUCAGGUUUCGCUCAGUUUCGGUUUGCUCAGGUGGUUCGUCAGGUUUCGCUCAGGUUUCGGUUUCGUUCAGUUUCGCUCAGGUUUCGGGUUUCGCUCAGGUUUCGUAGUUUCGGUUUCGUCAGGUUUCUGGUUUCGUUCAGGUUUCGCUCAGUUUUCGGUUCGCUCAGGUUUCGCUCAGGUUCGGUUCGCUCAGGUUUCGGUUUCGUUCAGGUUUCGCUCAGGUUUCGCUCAGUUUCGUCUCAGGUUUCGGUUUCGCUCAGGUUUCGGUUUCGUUCAGGUUUCGCUCAGGUUUCGUCAGGUUUCGGUUUCGCUCAGUUCGGUUUCGUUAAGGUUCGAUCAGGUUUCGCCUCAGGUUUCGCUCAGGUUUCGCUAG
Molecule: messenger RNA, 2840 nt
Organism: Mucor mucedo
Lineage: Eukaryota; Fungi; Mucoromycota; Mucoromycetes; Mucorales; Mucoraceae
Exons: 1
Source: RefSeq, a predicted model, not a curated record